AUGUUGGGAAGUUACUGGCUUUCAGAGAGGAAUCAAAAGCUUCCUCGCCUCACCGUGUCCCUUCGCCUCGUCUCAUCCUGUCCCUUCGCUUCACCCUCUCCCUCCCUUCGCUUCACCCUCUCCCUCCCUUCGCUUCACCCUCUCCCUCCCUUCGCAUCACCCUCUCCCUCCCUUCGCUUCACCCUCUCCCUCCCUUCGAUUCAACCUCUCCCUACCUUCGCUUCACCCUCUCCCUCCCUUCGCUUCACCCUCUCCCUCCCUUCGCUUCACCCUCUCCCUCCCUUCGCAUCACCCUCUCCCUCCCUUCACUUCACCCUCUCCCUCCCUUCGCUUCAACCUCUCCCUCCCUUCGAUUCACCCUCUCCCUCCCUUCGCUUCACCCUCUCCCUCCCUUCGCUUCACCCUCUCCCUCCCUUCAAUUCAACCUCUCCCUACCUUCGCUUCACCCUCUCCCUCCCUUCGCUUCACCCUCUCCCUCCCUUCGCUUCACCCUCUCCCUCCCUUCGCUUCACCCUCUCCCUCCCUUCGCUUCACCCUCUCUCUCCCUUCGCUUCACCCUCUCCCUCCUUUCGAUUCAACCUCUCCCUACCUUCGCUUCACCCUCUCCCUCCCUUCUCUUCAACCUCUCCCUCCCUUCGCUUCAACAUCUCCCUACCUUCGCUUCACCCUCUCCCUCCCCUUCGCUUCACCCUCUCCCUCCCUUCGCUUCACCCUCUCCCUCCCUUCGCUUCACCCUCUCCCUCCCUUCGCUUCACCCUCUCCCUCCCUUCGCUUCACCCUCUCCCUCCCUUCGAUUCAACCUCUCCCUACCUUUGCUUCACCCUCUCCCUCCCUUCGCUUCAACCUCUCCCUCCCUUCGCUUCAACAUCUCCCUACCUUCGCUUCACCCUCUCCCUCCCUUCGCUUCACCCUCUCCCUCCCUUCGCUUCACCCUCUCCCUCCCUUCAAUUCAACCUCUCCCUACCUUCGCUUCACCCUCUCCCUCCCUUCGCUUCACCCUCUCCCUCCCUUCGCUUCACCCUCUCCCUCCCUUCGCUUCACCCUCUCCUCCCUUCGCUUCACCCUCUCCCUCCCUUCGCUUCACCCUCUCCCUCCUUUCGAUUCAACCUCUCCCUACCUUCGCUUCACCCUCUCCCUCCCUUCUCUUCAACCUCUCCCUCCCUUCGCUUCAACAUCUCCCUACCUUCGCUUCACCCUCUCCCUCCCCUUCGCUUCACCCUCUCCCUCCCUUCGCUUCACCCUCUCCCUCCCUUCGCUUCACCCUCUCCCUCCCUUCGCUUCACCCUCUCCCUCCCUUCGCUUCACCCUCUCCCUCCCUUCGAUUCAACCUCUCCCUACCUUCGCUUCACCCUCUCCCUCCCUUCGCUUCAACCUCUCCCUCCCUUCGCUUCAACAUCUCCCUACCUUCGCUUCACCCUCUCCCUCCCUUCGCUUCACCCUCUCCCUCCCUUCGCUUCACCCUCUCCCUCCCUUCGCUUCACCCUCUCCCUCCCUUCGCUUCACCCUCUCCCUCCCUUCGCUUCACCCUCUCCCUCCCUUCGCUUCACCCUCUCCCUCCCUUCGCCUCUCACCCUCUUCCCUCGCCUCAAACGCCCACCGUAA
Molecule: messenger RNA, 1602 nt
Organism: Closterium sp. NIES-65
Lineage: Eukaryota; Viridiplantae; Streptophyta; Zygnematophyceae; Desmidiales; Closteriaceae
Source: the annotation of a GenBank genome assembly